Messenger RNA from Colletotrichum scovillei, 3500 nucleotides. Its product is annotated as glucan 1,3-beta-glucosidase. The record is from RefSeq and is a predicted model, not a curated record. The coding region runs from base 582 to 3050 and encodes 822 amino acids. The transcript has 4 exons. NCBI's taxonomy places the organism in Eukaryota, Fungi, Ascomycota, Sordariomycetes, Glomerellales, Glomerellaceae.
GCCUUUUCGUCCGAACUACUUGCGUAUGCUUCUCACUUCUGUCACUCUCACUCUCUUCCUCACUCUCUCUCUCUCGCCUCGCCUCGCCCGCGCGCACGUCGCUUGACUUACUCUGUCUGCUGCUGGCAAUACCUCACAGCGUACCACCCCCCCCAUCCUAGCUCUGUUUGAAGCUAUAUCCCCUCCCAACCAAUAGCGCCCCCCUCUGGAUCCUUGUUUCAUCGCAUUUUUGUGCUCUGCCAGGAUUACCUUUCCAGCGCGGCAAGUCGGCUGGACGAGGGGUGGUAGUAAAGAAAGGAAAGACUAAGGUUAGCUGUUGUACUUGUUGGCUAGGUUUUUUGUCGAGCUCGGGCGGGCCACGGACGUCCAAUAUCCCCCCUUCUCACUCAAUCAUUCAGUUUCCCUUGCCCGGUCAUACAACCCUACUGGUCCUGCUUGGCUGCCCAGAAGGCCGAGAUCCAGUCGUUGAGUAUCCGUACCUUUCUUUGACGGACGGCUCUUGGGGGUUGUGAACCGGGAUCCAGGGCCCUGCUUUGCCUCAGACUGGGAGGAGGAGAGGUCCGACUGCCGCCGCCGCCACCAUGGCGAUAAAUCGUCCGGCGAGGCAGGGGACUGCCCAAAAGUCUUCACCUUCCUUACAACCAUCCAAACACAAGAGAACCUCAAACAGCUGGCUGUGCUUCCUCGCAAUGGGUUUCUCUACGGUCUUUACGGCCGCCGUCCUGGCCUUGCGCCUCUUCUCGGCGGACGUCCUCGCAGCUCCCGCGCCUGCUCCGGCUCCCCAGGCCGCUACUCCUGACGCUGCGGCCGGCUUCUGGGUUGCCUCGAUUGAGCGCCGUGGUGUCUCCGCCUUUGGUGACGCCAACUAUAAGAUCUUCCGCAAUGUUAAGGAUUUUGGCGCGAAGGGUGAUGGCUCUACCGACGACACUGUCGCCAUUCAGGCUGCUAUGGACGAGGGAAACCGCUGCGGCUUUGGCUGUGACUCCCAGACUACCACUCCCGCUCUCGUCUACUUCCCCGCUGGCACCUACGUUGUCUCCAAGCCGAUUGUCAUGAAGUACUACACUCACAUGGUUGGAGAUGCCACUCAGCUUCCCACCAUCAAGGCCGCUGCUAGCUUCACCGGUAUGGCCGUCAUCGAUGCCAACCCGUACGACGACCAGGGUAACAACGCCCAUACCAACCAGAACAACUUCUGGAAGCUUGUCCGCAACUUCAACAUUGACCUGACCGGCAUGCCCUUCACCUCCGGUGCUGGCAUUCACUGGCAGGUCGCCCAGGCUACCAGUCUCCAGAACAUCGUCUUCAACAUGCGCACCGAUGGUGGCGACGCCAACGUCCAGCAGGGUAUCUUCAUCGACAACGGCUCUGGAGGUUUCAUGACCGACCUGACCUUCAACGGAGGCAAGUACGGUGCCUUCAUGGGCUCGCAACAGUUCACUACUCGUAACAUGACCUUCAACAACUGCAAGACUGCCGUCUACAUGAACUGGAACUGGCUGUGGACCUUCCAGGACCUCAAGAUCAACAACUGCGGCGUCGGCAUCGACAUGUCCAACGGAGGUGCCAGCGCGCAGACCGUCGGCUCCGUUCUCCUGCUCGACAGCGUCAUUAGCAACACUCCUGUCGGCAUCUUGACUGCCUACAACCCUUCGUCUUCGUCCACCAACGGUAGCUUGAUCCUUGACAACGUCGACAUGACUUCCAACGUCCCCGCCGCCGUCCAGAUCGUCGACACCAAGGCCACCGUGCUCGCCGGUAACCAAAAGAUUGGAUCCUUCGUCCAGGGCAAGACCUACACUGGCACUGCCGGUCAGGGUAAGGCUGUCCAGGCUGCCCAGGAUGCUAUUGUCAAGCCCGCUGGUCUUCUCGCUUCCGAUGGCAAGGUUGUUACCCGCAGCAAGCCUCAGUACGCCAAUGUCCCCGCCAGCUCUUUCCUCAGCGCCAAGGCCAACGGCUGCAAGGGUGACGGUAAGAGUGAUGAUACUGCUGCCAUCCAGGCCCUGUUCAACAAGGCCGGCCCCAACGACAUUGUCUACUUUGACCACGGUGCCUACAUCAUCUCCGACACGAUCGAGGUCCCCAAGGACAUCAAGAUCACCGGCGAGGUCUGGCCUCUUCUCAUGGCCAACGGUGCUGCGUUCAAGGACCAGGCCAACCCCAAGGUCAUGCUUCGCAUCGGUAAGGCCGGCGACGUUGGUACCUUUGAGAUGAGCGAUAUCAUCGUCCAGACCCAAGGCCCCCAGGCUGGUGCCAUCCUCAUGGAGUACAACAUUGCUGGCUCUACCCCUGGCGCCGCUGGCCUCUGGGAUGUACACUUCCGCAUUGGAGGCAGUGCCGGAACCCAGCUUCAGUCCGACAAGUGCGCCAAGAACCCCAACGUCACCACGACCGCCAACCCUGAGUGCAUCGGUGCCUACCUUCUCACCCACAUGACGGCCCAGUCUUCUGGCUACUUUGAGAACACCUGGUGGUGGGUUGCCGACCACGAGCUCGAUCUUCCCGACCGCAAGGCCCAGAUCAACAUCUACAACGGCCGUGGUGUUCUCUGCGAGGCUACCAAGGGCACCUGGUUCUGGGGUACCGCCUCCGAGCACAGCGUUCUCUACAACUACCAGUUCAACAACGCCUCCAACGUCUACAUGGCUCACAUCCAGACCGAGACGGCCUACUUCCAGGGUAACCCCGACGCCAAGACGCCCUUCACGGUCAACAACGCCAUCCUCGACCCCAACUUUGAGACCUUCUGCACUGGCCAGAGCGACAAGUGCGCCCGUACCUGGGGUGUCCGCGCCAUCAACUCCAAGGACAUUCUCAUCUACGGUGCCGGCCUGUACAGCUUCUUCAACAACUACGACCAGGUCUGCGUUGGUGAGAACAACUGCCAGGACCACAUGGUCUCUCUCGAGAACUCGGAUGUCAAGUUCUUUGGUCUUAGCACCAAGGCGGCCAUCAACAUGGUUACGGUCAACGGCAAGGGCGCUGCGCUCGACACCGACAACCGCAACAACUUCUGCGCCACUGUGGCCAUGUUCCAGGCUCCCCUCUAGGAGAGGGCCAACAUCAAGUGGUACAGUGUCGAGGCGGUUGCUGGAUCCCUUUAGAAGAGAGUUACUGUGCCCCGAGAGGAGCGCCGUUAUCCGCACGUGGUCGCAACGAUCCCGUACGCUCCAAAGUACACGGAUGCCUACGUUCCGGGUGAAGCUUUCCCUAUUCCCAAGGGAAUUACCGACCACCACGUCCGCCACCAUGUCCAUCACCACAACCACCAGCCUGUUGGCGAGCACGUCCGCGAGCUUCGCUUCUAGGAUCGUGGCUGUGUUUACUUUCUUCCAGAUGUAGUCGUCCGCCCCAGUGGUGCGUCGCUGCAUGUUCUUAACACACCCCUUUUUUAUGCUAUGGGAUUUGGCAGGAGGCAUACUUGCAUCACGGGAGUUUACGGUUUCUAGAAAACGGGAUUUGGCCGUGGAUCGUGAGAACACGAGGGUUUUUACGGCGGG